This is a messenger RNA of Triticum turgidum subsp. durum (durum wheat), 1053 nucleotides long. The record is from the annotation of a GenBank genome assembly. NCBI's taxonomy places the organism in Eukaryota, Viridiplantae, Streptophyta, Magnoliopsida, Poales, Poaceae.
AUGGCCUGCACGCCCACCGAUGGCCCCACCAUGGACGUCCCCAUGGUACACAGAAGCUGCCCGCCCAGAGGCGGCGGCGUCUCCACCAAUUUCAAGGUCACUUGUGACUUCGGUGGAACGGUGGAGAACGCCAAGGUGAACGUCAGCAAGCUGUAUCUACGCCAAAUCUUUGCGGGCUGCAAUGCGAAUCAGUCAAACGUGAUACAGCCCAAUGCCGCGACAGGGCUUGGUAAAACUGUUGUGAACAAUUGGGGGAUCUAUGACGGCCCUUGCUCCCAGGCGAAACUGGUUGCCCACGGGCACGGCAUGCACACACUUGCCGGCAAAUGGAGCAAUUGGUUCACCCUGGUGUUUGUGGCCGGAAGGUUCAAAGGGUCCACUCUUCAGGUUAUGGGAGCUAAUGAUGAUGAUGAAGAAAAUGAGUGGGCCAUUGUAGGUGGGACCGGUGAAUUCUCAAUGGCACGUGGUGUCAUCAACAAAAGAGUACACAGUUGCAUAGGCAAUACAAUAACACAAGAGCUUACUAUUGAAUUUUUCUGCCGCAUGAAGGAGGUCGUCGUCUGUCCACCUACACAGAUCGCUCCACCUAUAGAGAUCACUGCACCUACAAAGAUCCAUGCACCUAUAAAGCAAGGACCAUGGGGUGGAAUGACUGGAGGCUCCCUUCAUGAAAUGGGAGGCAAAUCACGUCGUCUAGAAAGUGUAACAAUCUACCAUCAUGGUGCAGUUGAAGGGCUUCAGUUUUCCUACGUUGACGAAGACGGGCAAAUCCACACCACUGAUACUUGGGGUGUCAAUCGGGGCUUGUUCACGAACGAAAUAAAGUUUGGCCCAUCAGAGUUUGUGAAGCAGAUCAGUGGGGCUGGGACAUUGGGAUCCUGGCUAUCACAACUUAAGAUCGUCACCAACACCAAUACGUAUGGUCCUUUCGGAACUAUCCCCAGCCAAGCAUUCAGCUAUACCGUGCCGGAGAAUGCGACCGUGGUGGGCUUCUUUGCAGAAACUCUAAAUGUUUUCAUCACAAGGAUUGGUGUUUACACAAUCCCUAAAUAA